Sorghum bicolor (sorghum) is the source of this 2243-nucleotide messenger RNA. Its product is annotated as scarecrow-like protein 9. Gene Ontology annotation, molecular function: DNA-binding transcription factor activity; sequence-specific DNA binding. The transcript has a single exon. Lineage: Eukaryota; Viridiplantae; Streptophyta; Magnoliopsida; Poales; Poaceae. Gene Ontology annotation, biological process: regulation of DNA-templated transcription. The coding region runs from base 1 to 1905 and encodes 634 amino acids. Gene Ontology annotation, cellular component: nucleus. The record is from RefSeq and is a predicted model, not a curated record.
AUGGAAGCCACGCCCACGCCACCCUCCCCCACUACUGUGUUUCUUGAGCUGCAGCCUCCGACGGCCUGCGGCAUGCUCAUGGAGAAGGACUCAUCAUCAGCUCACCAGGACAAUGACCUUGUGCUCCCCUACAUCUCGCGCUUGCUCAUGGAGGACGACAUCGCCGACAAGUUGUUCUUCCAGCAGUACGACCUGGACGAACCUGCACUCCUCGAGGCCCAGCAGCCCUUCAUUGAGAUCAUCUCCAAUGCCGUCGUCGUCCCGUCACGCCCCUGCAAUAAUAAUUAUUCCGGCCAGCCGCUGGUGGCACCGGCACCUUACACUGGCACCGCCGAGAGCAUGGCAGAGACUAACAGCUUAUUGCUGCCACCCGAGACCGAGACCGAGAGCAGCUGCGGCAUGGACGCGGUGAGCAUGGCAUUCUUCAGAGGCAUGGAGGAGGCGAACAAAUUCGUACCGUCCAUCGUCGUCCCUAGAGAUAGGGACCGCGAGACGGUCGUCGACGUCGAUGACAGCAGCCGGAGCCGGAAGAAGAGGCACGAGUCAGAGGCAGCGGCAGAGGCCAGCAAGCAGAUGGCGGCACCUGAAUCGGAGGAGGAAGCCACCGCACGCGAGAUGCUGGACCGGUUGAUGCUUGACGGCUACAACCCAAGCCUUGCAUCGGACAUGAACGAGGCGGAGGAGGAGGAGGAGACGAUGACGAUGUCACGGUCGUCGGGGAGGCGGCGGCGCAGCGGCACCGGCACCGGCACAAAGCACGCGGUGGACAUGCAUACCUUGCUCAUCCGCUGCGCCGAGGCCAUGUCCAACAACGACUGGUGCGCUGCGGCUGGCCUGCUUGAGCGGAUCAAGUAUCACUCGUCGCCGACGGGGGACAGCACGCAGCGGCUGGCGCACUGCUUCGCCAAGGGCCUUGAGGCGCGGCUGGCCGGCAUGGGUAGCCAGACGUACCUGUCUCUCGUGGCCAAACGUGCCUCCAUGGUCGUCGUCCUCAAGACCUACCAGCUCUUCAUGGACUCGUGCUGCUUCCUCCCUGUGCAACUGCUCUUCUCCAACAAGACCAUCUACAAGGCCGUCGCCGGGAGGAAGAAGCUGCACAUCGUCGAUUAUGGCCUAGGCCACGGGAUCCAGUGGCCGGACUUGCUCCGGUGGCUCUCGCGCAGGGAGGGUGGACCGCCGGAGGUGAGGUUCACCGGAAUUGACAAGCCACAGCCCGGGUUCCGUCCAGCUUGGCCCGUCGAGGAGACAGGGCGCCGCCUCAAUGCCUGCGCCUGCCAGUUUGGCGUGCCGUUUCAGUUCCGUGGCGUCACCAAGAAGAAGCCGGGGGCUAUCGCCGUCGAGGACCUGGACAUUGAUCCCGACGAGGUGCUGGUCGUCAACUCCAUGUUCCACCUGGAGACGUUGAUGGAUGAGAGCAUCGUGGUGGAGAGGCCCAACCCCAGGGACGUGGUGCUCGGCACCAUCAGCAAGAUGAGGCCAUCCGUGUUUGUCCACGCCAUAGCCAAUGGAUCACACAGCAGUGCUUUCUUCAUGGCACGGUUCCGCGACGCGCUGCAGCGCUACUCGGCGCUCUUCGACAUGAUGGACAACAUCGCCCCAAGAGACGACGACAAGAGGGUGCUCGUGGAGCAGGACAUAUUUGCGCGGUCCGCCACCAGCAUCAUCGCGUGCGAGGGCGUGGAACGGGUGGUGCGCCCUCAGAACUACAAGCAAUGGCAGGCGCGGAACCAGCGAGCAGGGCUCAGGCAGCUGCCAUUGGACCCCGAGAUUGUUGAAGCACUCAAAGACAAGGUGAAGAAGGAAUACCACAAGUGUUUCGUCAUCAGCGAGGAUCAACGCUGGCUUCUCCAGGGAUGGAAAGGACGUGUGCUCUUCGCCAUCUCUACCUGGACGGCAGACAGCUGAUCCAUGAUCUAACUUGAUGACAUGAAACAUUUCAAAAUAAUAACACGCACCAAGUCCUAAUUUUAGCGUAAUGAUGAUAGGGAUCGUGCACCGUCAGUGUUUUGUACUUUUAAUUUGUUCUAGACCAUAUAUAUACACCGUCAGUGUUUAAAUCCUCCCAUUUUGUUUAUAGCAUCUCUUAGCAUGACAUACAUAGCCUUAUAACAAUUCAUAAGGUGAAAGUUCCUUGGGGUCGAUACUUAGGCACCCAACGAUCGACCAGGACAAAUGGGGCAAGCAACAAAAUUGGACGGGGUCAUCAAAUUCGAUUCUAUCAAUAUGGUAUGUACUACCAAAAA